AUGGUCUUGGGAGGCAAACUUUGUGCAAUCUUCUGGUCGGCUGCCAGCUACGAUCACAAGACCGAGACCAAUAUCAGCGCAGAAGACGGAUGUUUCAUAUGUAAAGAGCGGUUUGCGACCAACACAAACGAAGAAGGCUGCCACGCUAUACGACUCACCCAUUGCAACCAUGUGGUUGGUCACGAAUGUUUUCGUCAGUGGUCAGCACGCGUGCCGGAGACCUGCCCUUACUGGAACCAUCAUCUACCGUCCAUUCCACGGUCGCGCCAGCCUGACGAAAACUGGGGAGUAACGAUCCUGCGCUGGAUUUGCAGCACCCGGUGGUUCUCACAACUGGAUUACCUCAUCUCGGAAUCGGAUAUAGCCUUCCUCCAGGCGCAUGACGUUACUGCGUUCAUUGAUCUUCAGAUGAACCGUAUGACGAUUGCGGGAUUCAAGACAAUCUGGCAAUACUACUCCAGUGAGGCCAUCGCUAUUAGCUUCGUUCUAGGCUGCCUGUUGUCGCUUUGUAUUGCUGGAAAAUACCGUUCUGGAUAUUGCUGCGUUGGAUUCUUGGAUUCAUUUGGAUCCUUCUGAUCGUCCAUGGCAUCUGCUUCCUUGCAGUAGCCCGGCUGGCGAUACGCUUAGCAUUUCGUAGAAGUUCUCAAUAGUGUUGCACAAUGGUAGUGAUGGG
Molecule: messenger RNA, 673 nt
Organism: Cucurbitaria berberidis CBS 394.84
Lineage: Eukaryota; Fungi; Ascomycota; Dothideomycetes; Pleosporales; Cucurbitariaceae
Exons: 2
Coding region: 1-576 (191 amino acids)
Source: RefSeq, a predicted model, not a curated record